Molecule: messenger RNA, 5914 nt
Organism: Carassius auratus (goldfish)
Lineage: Eukaryota; Metazoa; Chordata; Actinopteri; Cypriniformes; Cyprinidae
Product: zinc finger protein GLI1-like
Exons: 12
Coding region: 30-4136 (1368 amino acids)
Biological process (GO): smoothened signaling pathway; regulation of transcription by RNA polymerase II
Cellular component (GO): nucleus
Molecular function (GO): RNA polymerase II cis-regulatory region sequence-specific DNA binding; DNA-binding transcription factor activity, RNA polymerase II-specific
Source: RefSeq, a predicted model, not a curated record
CUGUGGCUGUAGUGGGUGUGUGCGUCUCAAUGCCAGUGGAUAUGCAGCCACAUCAGGGGCUGUGCCACUACAACAACACCGCCAACCAGCCGAGCCGAGGACUGGCUCGUUCAGUGCGAUCGCUCUACAGCGACAACAGCAGAGAGAUGUUUAACCCCUCAGUGACCGCAGGAGCCUGUAUGGACCCUUACAUGCGGCCGCCGCACGGCAUGAUGGGACACCGCGGGAUGCCUCCGCCAGACAGCGCCCCCUACUGUUCCCAGAGCAUGAUGGGAUCUCAUCACAACCUCACACAAAACCAGCUUGGAUCUGAACACAUGGGAUCCAGAGACGCGUCUUGUUUCUCGACGCCUCGCUCCAUGCUGAAGCUGAGUAAGAAGCGUGCUCUGUCCAUCUCUCCUCUGUCUGAUGCCAGUGUGGACCUGCAGACGGUCAUCCGCACCUCUCCCAACUCUCUGGUGGCGUUUGUGAACUCUCGCUGCGGGCCGAACGCUGCCGGCUCAUACGGGCAUCUGUCUUUGGGCAACAUGAGUCCGUCGCUGGGUUUCUCCAGCUCCAUGAACUACUCGUGCAGAGCGCAGGGGAACAUGUACGGCCCUCUCGCUGCAUCAUGCCCCAGACUCCACGCUCCGGCCAAACACACACACCUGAAGACAGAGCCGGCUCUGGGCAGCAUCAACAUCAAGAGUCUGGAGGAGCAUUCGGAGGGAGACGUGGCCAGUCCAUCCUCCACUGGGACACAGGAUCCUCUUCUGGGUUUACUGGAGGGCAGAGAUGAUCUGGAUAAGGAGGAGAAACCUGAACCAGAAGCCAUUUACGAGACAAACUGCCACUGGGAGAGCUGCAGCAAAGAGUUCGACACUCAGGAGCAACUCGUGCAUCACAUCAAUAACGAGCACAUCCACGGAGAGAAGAAGGAGUUCGUGUGUCACUGGACGGACUGUUCUCGAGAGCAGCGGCCCUUUAAAGCCCAGUACAUGCUGGUGGUGCACAUGCGCAGACACACGGGAGAGAAACCUCACAAGUGCACUUUCGAAGGCUGUAAUAAAGCGUACUCACGUCUGGAGAACCUGAAGACUCAUCUGCGCUCGCACACCGGAGAGAAACCCUAUGUGUGUGAACACGAGGGCUGCAACAAGGCUUUCUCCAAUGCAUCCGACCGUGCAAAGCAUCAGAACCGAACACACUCCAACGAGAAACCGUACGUGUGUAAGAUCCCAGGCUGUACGAAGCGCUACACUGACCCGAGCUCUCUGAGGAAGCACGUGAAGACGGUGCACGGACCCGAGGCUCACAUCACUAAAAAGCACCGCGGAGACACCGGACCACGUCCUCCAGGUCUGACCAGUGCAGGACAGAGCUCUGAACUUCUGAUAGAAAAAGAGGAGAGAAGCAGAGAGGACUGCAAAUUACUCGCUCCAGAAACCACACUGAAAUCCCAGCCAAGUCCUGGCGGCCAGUCAUCUUGUAGUAGCGAACGUUCUCCACUAGGGAGCGCUAACAAUAAUGACAGCGGAGUGGAGAUGAACCUCAAUGCGGCGGGGAGUCUGGAGGACCUGACCACACAAGAGGAGAACACCGGGAACACCGGCGGGCCCGAGUCGAGUGGAAUGUGCAUGUCCGUUCAGGCCUUGAAGAGGUUGGAGAACCUGAAGAUCGACAAACUGAAACAAAUUCGCCGGUCAACACCACCUGGGCGGAGCGCAGGGAAUAAACUGCAGGCUCUCCCAGGAGAGAUGAUGGGCAUGUGUGCUCCUUCACCCUUGCUCUCCAACCGGCGUGUAAUGGAGCUUUCUGCCCCGGAUGUAGCCGGAGUUAGUGGAAUGGGAAUACCCUGCCCCCCAAACGACCGGCGGGGCAGUGGCACCAGCAGCCUCAGCUCUGCCUACACAGUGAGCCGCCGUUCAUCUUUGGUCUCGCCCUACCUAUCAAGCAGGCGCUCCAGCGACGUGUCCCAAGUGGGUCACUGCCAGUCCGUAAUGGGGACCGAUGUUCCCAGCGACCCACUGUCUCCUCAGAACAGCCAAAGGGGCGGAUCAUGCCAGAACCCCGGGGGGUUGCCAGGUCUACCGAGUCUGACUCCUGCGCAGCAGUAUAGUCUGAAAGCUAAAUAUGCAGCAGCAACAGGCGGCCCACCACCAACCCCGUUACCCAACAUGGACCAACCUGGCAACCCUGGAAGAUUCCUGAGGGAAUGCCGUGGCCAGCCUCUUCCUCUGUUUCUGCAGCAAGGUGGCACGAGGAGGCACAGUGCUAAUGCCGAAUAUGGCACUGGAGUGAUUUAUCCACAUCAGGCACCUGGGAACAACACGAGGCGCGCCAGCGAUCCAGUACGCUCUGGUGCGGACACACAGGGUUUACCCAAGGUGCAACGCUUUAACAGCUUAAGCAAUGUGUCCCUUAUGAGUCGCCGCAAUGCACUGCAACAGUGCGGAUCUGAUGGCCCUCUCAACAGGCACAUGUACUCGCCUCGUCCACCAAGCAUCACUGAAAAUGUCAUGAUGGAGGCCAUGGCCAUAGAUCCUCAUGGGACUGCUGAUGGCAGAGAGCAAGGCAACAUGAUCCGAGGUGGAGACCGAGGCUUUAUGGGCUACCAGCAACCUCCCCACCACCCUCACAAUGCAAGUCAAAUGUCUCCCGGACAAGAAGGACUUAGUUGUAUGGAUCAAGUCUACCAGUCUCCAAUGCAAGGUCAAUACCAGCAUGAGGAGAUCUGUGCCACUGGGAUAAUGGGUCAAUCUGACAUUGCAAACAAUCUUCUACAGCAAGCUGAGUUCGGCAUGAGCAACUGUCAGCUUAGCCCCUCCGGUCCACAUUAUCCCAGCCAGGGUGUUGGAUCAGGACCCUGGGGUCAGACCAACCAGCUCCACAGCCCUCAGACCGAUAUCCAGUACCAGUGUGCAGGCAUGCAAGGACAACACUACCCUCAACAGGGUGUGUACAACCCUACAUCUGACCCUGGACAUCAAAGAGUUACUGUAAAACCAGAGCAGUUCCAUUCAUCCAUAGGAGGGUCCAGUUCUUGCCAGAACACUAAACCAUUACACCAGCAUCGGCAUGAUGUGAAUAUGCAGGCGUAUCCACCGCAGUCACGUCAAGGCAUCAUGGGUAGGUCCUCCAAUGCAAACUGUGACUUCCGUCACGGCCAGAUGGGAACACAAGUCAGUCUUCCACAGCAGAGCCAAGUCGGAUCGUUCCCGAGUGGUGGAGGGAUCAAUCUUGCACUAACAGAGAGCCGUAGGUCGCAGACGCCAAUGCAUCAAAUGAAGGAAAUGAUGGUGAGGAAUUAUGUGCAGUCCCAGCAAGCGCUCCUUUGGGAACAGCAACAAGAGCAAACGGAUGGUCUCUCUGGGAAGCCCGAUGGCAUUGAAAUGGGAGGACAUCAGCAAGCUAACCAGAAUCUUUAUCCUGGAAACUCCUACCAGGGCUACCCGAAUCAGAAUUUGAUGAGCCCACAGCAAAAUCGAGUUCCAGGUUCCAUCAAGGAGAAUACCGCUGGGAUGCAGGGACCCUGCUACGGGCCAGAUAUGGUGCCACGACCACCUCAGGGACGAAAGCCUCUGAGUCGCCAAAACAGCCUAUCCCAGCAAACAAGUGGAGCUUACCUGGGCAGCCCGACUCACCUGAGCCCGGUCCACUCCACCGCCAGUCCCAGAAGAGGAGUCCGUCUCCCACCAGUUCAACAACAGCAGCAGAAUUCGGAAAACUUCACCAAUAACAACAACAACCCCAUGUACUACUCAGGCCAGAUACACAUGCACCAUGACAUUGAGAAGACUCCGGAUGGACCAUGCCUGGCCCAGCAGCACCUGACAGGGAUAGACCCUACUACCAAGCCCACCUCGAUGGCCUACUCAGACCCUGCACCCAUGUCCAACGCCUUAGAAAACCUGGACUUGGAGAACGCUCAGAUUGACUUUACUUCCAUCAUUGAUGACCAAGAACCUUCAUCUUACAGUCCAGUAAAUCCACCUCUGGGUCACCACCAGUGCUCCUCUCAGACCUCCUCUCGUCUCACCACACCCCAAACCUCCAUCACCCUUCCAAGUGGCCUUUCCAAUAUGGCAGUCGGGGACAUGACCUCGAUGUUGACGUCCCUUGCUGGGGAGAACAAGUAUUUGAACACAUUGUCUUAAAGAGUUCAUACAUAUAAUUGGGCCAAAGUGAGCAUGUAGACUCAACACUAAAGUUUCCUCUGGACGUCCCUUUCUUGCGUAAGGUACUAACGGUUCUGCUGGAGUUCUUCAUGGGAUCUCAGAGAUCUUGCAUAAUAGUUUUGUAAUUGUGUAAAAUAUGAUUGCUGAACAUUACCACAGAGGCCUAAUGACUAUUAGUGAAGGGGCAUUCCGGUCACUACUGUGAGACUGUUUACGAUCGAAAUCUUGUUUAAAAUGUAAAUAUGAGCUUUGGACUGUAAAUGGUCGCAAGAUAGUAUAAAGAAAAUCUCCUUUUUGAUACAUAUACAGACUUGGACUGGCACAAAAGCCACGUGAACUCUACAUAAGAAGACUGAAAUACUAAGUGAGCGAACAUGUUAAGGAAGCUGGUAGGCAAGUUCUCUAGAAGUAUUGGUAAAGACAGGACUCAAGUGCCUUGAACCGUUGUGGCCUCUUUGAUUCCUCACAGGUACGACAUGUUGGAGAAAACUCGACAGAUGAGACACAUGGACAGUCAGAUAGAAACACUGAUAGAUAUAUAAGCUCAGUAUGAAGCCCAAAGUAUAUGAACACUUAAUGUAUGAGUACAGUAGAAAUGCAUAGCCUUUCAAAGUAUACUCUACGUUAUAGUGCACAAAAACACAGCUGGCUGGCACAGUUUCAUGUUUGCCGAUGUCUGUGCUAUUUCUCUACUGAAGUUAUGAGCAAUAAAAACAAAAGUCUUUGUUCUCUAUUAAACUAGCAGGUGUCUAUAUUCUUGUUGCAUCUCCAGUAGUUUGUCGUUCUAUCACGUUUUUUUUUUCUUGUACCCUAAUGUCGCCACCUUGUGGACUGACUAAUUAGUGCAAGAAAGGUGUUUUCUCAAGCUGAGGGUAAAGAGUACAUGCAUAUACUUUGGGCUUAGGAGAAAGUGUGUUCUCACUAAAAUGCAUUGUUAACUAAUAAUGGCAGAUUACAAACAGUAUUUUGAAGCCUUGUUAACUAUCUCUAGGUCUAUACAGGAGCCUUUGAGUCAUAAUAUUAAUUCAGAGUUCUAGUGUUUGUUUUCUGAUUAUUUGACUAGUUUGCUUUCAGACAGCUAUGUUAAAGGGUAAUGGCACUGAGUGGUUUGUGUAAGGUUUCUUUUAAUCUACGCUGCGCUAUGUAACCCAAGCUAGCAUGCAUAUGCAUUGCACUGACAACAGCACUGAGCUGAGGAAAAGUGAUGAAUUUUAAUUAAAGGUUCCAUAUAGUGUGAAAGGUACAUAAAGUGCAGGUAUUUUAUUUGUUGGUUUUAAGUCCUCUGGUAUUUCAAGACUCUGUAUAUGUUGUGCCUAACUCGUUUUAAGUAUCAUUUUAUCAUUUAAGUGUUAUCAAGGGCUGCAACCCUUUCAAUAUCCCAGUGUUUCCACUUUCUGUGGCAUACCAAAGACGACCUGCACUGAGACGAGUCCACACUAGAUAUUUGCUAGACAUCAUUUUCAUAGACAGCUAGACGUCAUGUGCUUCCAUACUGCUGCAAAAAUGUAACAAUGUUCUUUUUAUCAUUUCCUUUUUUUUAAAGAAAAAAAAAAACAUUUUGUGGUUUUUGCAUUUCUGUUUGUUUUUGUCAAGUUCACUCAAACCUUUUUUUGCAGGCAAAAGUUCAUAAAGUAGUAAGAUUUAUAUUUGCAUUUAUCUCAUCUAUUUACAAGGAAGUGAUAUUUUUGCAUACCGUUUUCUACAUUUUUGUACAAAAGUACUAUAUUAUACCAGUUUAUAAAUAAACAGAGCCUGUG